AUGCCGGCAUACGAUAAUAAAGAUGUUUCUGAACCCCAUCACCAUUUGGAUAUCGAUGUCGGUGCAAUACACGAGGUCGAUUCACCGCAUGCGCUGAAUGAGUCCUUCAGUCUCUGGAGCAGUUUGGGUCUUCAGUACUCAUUGACUUCGACGCCCCUUGCUGUCGGCUCCUACCUUGCAAGUGUCAUUGGAGUAGGUGGAAGUCCUACCUUCAUCUUUGGGUACAUCUUUGCCGUGGGCUGUAAUCUCUGCGUUUGCUUGUCGCUGGCUGAGAUUGCCGCCGUCUACCCUCACUCGUCAGGUCAGAUUUACUGGACUUCAGUCAUGGCGCCCAAGAAAUAUGCGCGCGGCCUCAGCUAUCUAGCUGCUUGGAUUGCCAGCGCUGCAUACUUCUUCCUGACAGCUGCGACAUGCCUUCUCGCCUCCCAACUCAUCUGGGCAUUGGUAGCAGUGGUUAAAACGACAUUCAUUAUACAACCGUGGGAAUACUAUGUCCUCUAUAUUGCCGCAGCAGCCGUCACCUUCGCUCUCAACGCACCGCUUUUCACGCUGUAUCCGUAUAUGCUCAAAAGUAUGGUUAUCUUCAUCAAUACCGGCGCACUCUUUGUGCUCAUCGUGCUCCUCGUCCGCACUCACCCGAAACAAUCUGCAUCCUUCGUCUUUGCCGAUUUCGUCAACAUGACGGGAUGGAAGCCGGAUGGCGUGGUUUUCUUCCUCGGUCUGCUGCCUGGUGCCACUGCUGUCAAUGGCUUCGAAGGUGCCGCUCAUCUCGCUGACGAGAUCCCACACCCUGAGAGGAACAUUCCUCGCGUCAUGUUCGGAAGUGCGCUCAUGAGCGCACUCGCUGGAUUGCCCAUGGUUCUGGUCUACAUGUUCUGCAUUGUCAGCCCAGCCAAUCUCUUGGCCCCUAUCGGAGGGCAACCGAUUGCUCAACUGUUGCUGGAUUCUCUGGACUCUCAGGCCCUAACCAUCAUUACAAUCCUGGUCUAUAUCCUCGUCAUGCUGUGCGCGGCCGUCUGUCUUUUAACCAGCUUUUCUCGCAUUCUGUGGUCUGUGGCACGACAAGGAGCAUUACCACUCUCCGGCUGGGUGGCAAAGGUCAACACAUAUUACGAGCUUCCCGUCAACGCAGUUGCAUCUGGCGUCUUGCUCAUCGUCGCUAUUGGUGCCAUCAUCCUCGGAUCGACCACUGCAAUAAAUGCGAUUCUCGGUGCAGGCAUCGUCAUGUGCUACCUAUCCUACAUCCUCGUGGUCGGAAGCCUUCUUUACACCACCCGAGCGAAAGCGUUCCCUUCGAAGCGUUACUUCAAUCUAAGGCGCAGCGGCAUUUACUUCAACGUCAUCUCAAUGCUCUGGAUGCCCUUCAUUACUGUCUGGUUGUGCUUCCCCACUUACGUUCCAGUAACAGGAUCGACCAUGAAUUAUGCCUCAGCUGUCACAGGGGGUGUUUUCUUCUGCGCCGCGGUCAAUUGGUUCGCGUAUUCGAAGACAAAAUACACAGCUCCAGUGGCAAUGAAUCAGAUUCAGGGCGACUUCUGAGACGGAACAUCGGUGGGAGAUCCGAGGUCGAAAAGCUGACCCUUGCUUUUAUGUUCUUUGUUUGAUGUUACGAUAUAUCUAGUGUCUGUGUUGAUUAUCUCAAAUAUCGAGGUACGAUUGGUGACUGACCAUAUUGCACAAUUUACUUCAGCGUGGCGCAGUACAUAAAAGAAGAAAUUCGUCUCAAUCUAAGUUCAAGACAACCGUGCCUGUGGCUAUGGAACUGCACUACAGCUCAGAAGCCCCGUCUGACUUUUUCACUGGUCCAAACCUAUCAAUAGC
Molecule: messenger RNA, 1821 nt
Organism: Mytilinidion resinicola
Lineage: Eukaryota; Fungi; Ascomycota; Dothideomycetes; Mytilinidiales; Mytilinidiaceae
Product: putative choline and nitrogen mustard permease
Exons: 2
Coding region: 1-1539 (512 amino acids)
Biological process (GO): transmembrane transport
Cellular component (GO): membrane
Molecular function (GO): transmembrane transporter activity
Source: RefSeq, a predicted model, not a curated record